This is a messenger RNA of Anguilla anguilla (European eel), 6808 nucleotides long. RefSeq names its product regulator of nonsense transcripts 1. The record is from RefSeq and is a predicted model, not a curated record. The transcript has 24 exons. Gene Ontology annotation, molecular function: RNA binding; RNA helicase activity; DNA binding. Gene Ontology annotation, cellular component: cytoplasm. Lineage: Eukaryota; Metazoa; Chordata; Actinopteri; Anguilliformes; Anguillidae. The coding region runs from base 187 to 3495 and encodes 1102 amino acids. Gene Ontology annotation, biological process: nuclear-transcribed mRNA catabolic process, nonsense-mediated decay.
CGCUAUGUUUAGCUGAGAAUUUCGUCAGUGUUUGGUGUGGGAGUUGAAGCUCUCGAGGUGUUCGAAUUCUGUUUUAGUCCAAAUUUAGCUCGGAACCAGAGAUAGUGUGGGGACUUGACUGUUGGGGCUGCCCAUCGAUUCUGUCUGUACAAUUGGAGCUGUUAAAUAUCCAACAAUAACGAAGAAAUGAGCGUGGAGGCGUACGGGCCGAGCUCACAGACUCUAACCUUCCUGGACACCGAGGAAGCGGAGUUGCUUGGAGCCGAUACCCAGGGUUCGGAGUUCGAGUUCACCGACUUCACUUUGCCCAGCCAGACGCAAACGCAAGGCCAAACCCAGAGUCAGCUGGACAACCAGGUGAACGGGCCUGAUGGAGUUUUGCAGAACGGAGGGGUCGAUGACGGUGUUGCGAAAACCAGCCAGCUCUUGGCUGAACUGAAUUUUGAGGAAGAUGAAGAGGACACCUAUUACACCAAAGACCUCCCGGUGCAUGCUUGCAGCUACUGUGGCAUCCAUGAUCCUGCUUGUGUUGUCUAUUGUAACACCAGUAAGAAGUGGUUCUGCAAUGGACGUGGCAACACCUCUGGCAGCCACAUUGUGAACCACUUGGUGCGAGCCAAGUGCAAAGAAGUGACUCUCCACAAAGACGGGCCUCUGGGGGAGACCGUGCUGGAGUGCUACAACUGCGGCUGUCGCAACGUCUUCCUUCUGGGCUUCAUCCCAGCUAAGGCAGAUUCUGUGGUGGUGCUUCUCUGCAGGCAGCCAUGUGCCAGCCAGAGCAGCCUGAAGGACAUCAACUGGGACAGCUCCCAGUGGCAGCCUCUGAUCCAGGACCGCUGCUUCCUGUCCUGGCUGGUGAAGAUCCCCUCCGAGCAGGAGCAGCUGAGGGCCCGCCAGAUCACCGCCCAGCAGAUCAACAAGCUGGAGGAGCUCUGGAAGGAAAACCCCACGGCCACCCUGGAGGACCUGGAGAAGCCUGGCGUCGAUGAGGAGCCCCAGCAUGUGCUGCUACGCUAUGAGGAUGCCUACCAGUACCAGAACAUCUUUGGGCCUCUGGUUAAGCUAGAGGCUGACUAUGACAAAAAGCUAAAAGAGUCCCAGACCCAAGAUAAUAUAACGGUCAGGUGGGACCUUGGGCUGAAUAAAAAGCGGAUUGCUUAUUUCACACUUCCCAAGACGGAUUCAGGUGACAUGCGCCUGAUGCAGGGAGAUGAAAUCUGCCUGAGGUACAAGGGAGACCUGGCCCCGCUCUGGAAGGGGAUUGGCCACGUCAUCAAGGUUCCUGAUAAAGACUACGGGGAUGAGAUCGCGAUCGAGCUGAGGAGCAGCGUCGGGGCUCCUGUGGAGGUGCCGCACAACUUCCAGGUGGAUUUCGUCUGGAAAUCCACCUCCUUCGACCGGAUGCAGAGUGCUCUGAAGACCUUUGCUGUGGACGAGACGUCCGUGUCGGGGUACAUCUACCACAAGCUCCUGGGGCAUGAGGUUGAGGACGUCAUCAUCAAAUGUCAGCUGCCAAAACGUUUCACUGCACAAGGGCUGCCUGACCUCAACCACUCCCAGGUGUAUGCUGUGAAGACUGUGCUGCAGCGACCCCUCAGUCUUAUCCAGGGCCCCCCUGGGACCGGUAAGACUGUCACCUCGGCAACCAUUGUGUACCACCUGGCCAGGCAAGGCAAUGGGCCUGUGCUGGUGUGUGCUCCCAGCAACAUCGCCGUGGACCAGCUGACUGAGAAGAUCCACCAGACCGGACUGAAGGUGGUGAGGCUCUGCGCCAAAAGCCGGGAGGCCAUCGACUCCCCCGUGUCCUUCCUGGCUUUGCACAACCAGAUCCGCAACAUGGACAGCAUGCCGGAGCUCCAGAAGCUGCAGCAGCUGAAGGAUGAGACCGGGGAGCUGUCCUCCGCGGACGAGAAGCGCUACCGAGCGCUGAAGCGCACGGCCGAGAGGGAGCUGCUCAUGAACGCGGACGUGAUCUGCUGCACCUGUGUGGGGGCUGGGGACCCCCGUUUGGCCAAGAUGCAGUUCCGCUCCAUCCUGAUUGAUGAGAGCACCCAAGCUACUGAGCCGGAGUGCAUGGUGCCCGUUGUGCUGGGGGCAAAGCAGCUCAUCCUUGUGGGAGACCACUGUCAGCUGGGCCCAGUGGUCAUGUGUAAGAAGGCAGCGAAAGCGGGCCUGUCCCAGUCCCUGUUUGAGCGGCUGGUGGUCCUGGGCAUCCGACCAAUCCGCUUGCAGGUGCAGUACCGCAUGCACCCCGCUCUCAGCGCCUUCCCUUCCAACAUCUUCUACGAAGGCUCCCUGCAGAACGGAGUCACUGCCGCGGACCGCAUCAAGAAGGGCUUCGACUUCCAGUGGCCGCAGCCAGACAAGCCCAUGUUCUUCUACGUGACCCAAGGACAGGAAGAAAUCGCGAGCUCAGGGACUUCCUAUCUGAACAGAACUGAGGCUGCUAACGUGGAGAAGAUCACCACCAAGCUGCUGAAGGCCGGGGCCAAGCCGGACCAGAUUGGGAUCAUCACCCCGUAUGAGGGCCAGCGUUCCUACCUGGUGCAGUACAUGCAGUUCAGUGGGUCCCUGCACACCAAACUUUACCAGGAAGUUGAAAUUGCUAGCGUUGAUGCCUUCCAAGGCAGAGAGAAGGAUUUCAUCAUCCUGUCGUGUGUCCGAGCCAACGAACAUCAGGGCAUUGGAUUUCUCAAUGAUCCACGUCGUCUAAACGUGGCUCUUACAAGGGCAAGGUAUGGGGUGAUCAUUGUGGGGAACCCUAAGGCCCUGUCCAAGCAGCCGCUCUGGAACCACCUGCUAAACUACUACAAAGAGCAGAAGGUUCUGGUGGAGGGUCCUCUCAACAACCUGCGCGAGAGCCUCAUGCAGUUCAGCAAGCCUCGCAAGCUGGUCAACACCAUCAACCCUGGGGCGCGGUUUAUGAGCACAGCCAUGUACGAUGCUCGUGAGGCUCUAAUCCCCGGGUCUGUGUACGACCGCAGCAACACAGGGCGUCCAUCAAACAUGUACUUUCAGACCCAUGACCAGAUUGGCAUGAUUGGGGCUGGCCCCAGCCACGUGGCUGCCAUGAACAUCCCUAUUCCCUUCAACCUGGUCAUGCCCCCCAUGCCCCCACCAGGAUACCUGGGCCAGGCCAACGGUCCUGCAGCAGGCCGCGGUGCUCUGAAGGGCAAGGCCGGCCGCGGCGGGAGGCAGAGGAACCGCGGCAUGGGUAACCAUGGCGGUGGGCAGGCCCACAUGCCCAACAGCCAGGCCAGCCAGGACGUGGUCUCCCAGCCCUUCUCCCAGGGGCCCCUCACCCAGGGCUACAUCUCCAUGAGCCAGCCCUCUCAGAUGAGCCAGCCCGGUCUGUCCCAGCCUGAACUGUCUCAAGACAGCUACCUGGGUGACGAGUUCAAGUCCCAGAUUGAUGUGGCCCUGUCCCAGGACUCGACGUACCAGGGCGAACGUGCAUACCAACAUGGUGGGGUGACUGGACUGUCACAGUACUAGAGUGUAGUGGGAAGAGGAGCUAGGCUUGAGCUGAGCUUAGUUCAUCAGCAUUUUAAAUCUGGGAAAUAAUAAAAAACAAAAAAUGGAUACCUGUUUUCCACUGCUACAACUGAAGCACCACUGUGUGAAAGCAACAGGAGAGAGAGAAACCAACCAAUCACAAGAGAGAAAGAACGAGGGACAGAGAGGAAGAAAGAGUGGGAGAGGGAGAGAGAGAGAGAGGCCACUGCUAGCACACUGAGACAGACGUGAAAAGGAGAAGAGAUGCUGCAUGUGGUAGCGCUGUCGGGGGAAGACAAGGACCUUGGUCUUGCAUCGAGAGAAAAAACGAGGCAAAUCCCAAUGAAAGAAGCCCAUCCCCUCCUCAAACCCCUUCACCACGGCCUUCUCUGAAGGAAUGACCUGUUGGCUGAGGACCUUGCUCUUCGAGCAGAGAGAGGGAAAAGACAAGUUCUCAAGCAACUCGCAAGCUCAUUCUGGUGUCUCCAGAGAAGGAGUAUCGGGGGAAGAUCGCUUCAAGCAGGCAAUAUAGAGUCUUAACCUCAAAGUUGACCUGUUCUGAAAUUCUGCAUUUGAGCCCAUUUGAUUAAAUCCAUGUGGCCCAAGAGUGGUGGUGGUAAGCUCUUAAGCCCAAAUUAUAUCAGAUGUCCAAAGCAGUAACUCAAGAAUACGAAUGGAUCUAGGUCAACUUUGAGUGGCAAAGGUUUCUGCAUUUAGUCUGAUUUGAAGAGAUUCUGAAUUGAAAUGCCUUUGAUUGCUUUAGACAUUCAUUGGCUUUUUCAACGGGUCUAUUAUAAGGUGGUUUACAAAAUAAAUGUCCCUGGUGGAAUAGCAAUUGGACUAUAACAGAAAGUUUCUCAAGAUCUGAGCUGUGGACCUGAAAGAUAUGUAAUCACGAGAAUUUUACUGGAGUAACUUUCUUGUAGAACACAAAAGAGAAAAAAGAAAAAAACAAAAAUGACCAGCAUCGAAGAGAAGUAACUUGGUGUAAUUUGAAGUUGCAGCAAUGACGCAUUGAUCUUCUUAAAUGAAGGAAAGCAGGGACGGUGAAAUGUGGCACUCUGAGCUACGACGAGGAGUUUUCAAUGUUUUAAAUGCUAUGUAAGCUUAGAUCAGCUACUGUCUGAACGAAGGGGUUUUACUGCAAAAAAAGGAAAAAUAAAGACCCAGCUGCCUUUGGCCGUAAGAGUUGCUUGCUGAAAGCAACUUGCCAGACAAAGACGAGAAAGAAACGGAAGCUCCAUAUAUAUAAAAAAGUGUGAAUAUACUACAUAUAUAUACAUACAUGUCAUUGGAGUCACUGUUUAAUUUACAGUAAGCCAGUGGGUAACAAGAAAGGAAGGAUGUUAUAAAAGGAAGGUGGCUGAAGUCUGAAUUCCAGUGCGGAGAUACUUUUUUCUCACAAACAGAUUUUACGCUGAAUUUGUGGAUGCACGGUCAUUGAUAACCACACGAUCACUGCAAAAGAGCAGGAAAGGAGUCUGAUCAACCACGUCAGGGUUUCGAUGCAGAUUGAUUGUGGUGCAAGAGUAACGUGCUUGUGCAGUGCAUUAUUUGCAUUUAUAAUGUUGCAUUGAUGAUUACAUCUGCCCCAAAUCACCUAUGCCCUAAUCAUUUUAAUAUUUUAUUCGCCACGGUCAGUUUUAGUAUACCCUAAACUACUUAUUUCAUGAAAGGGAACAAAAUGACAAAUCUUUUAGUGCCUAUAAUGAAAACAUUUACUGGCAUGAAGCACCACAAAACUUAUAUCAGAAUGUAGGUAAGAGACUGUACCAGCUGAUAACCUACUGCAGCCUGCUAAUUUGACUAGCAGCUGUUUUUUUAUAACCUCAACCAAAUAGCAAUACUGGAACCCAUAGAAAAUUUGCAGGUUAAUUUCUUGUGACUUAAAGAACAGACCGAUGUAGGCCACCUUCCUUCUAUCAGAGGAGUUGCCACGUAAAACGACUGGCUGAUGAGCUUUCCUUUUGUGACUUUAAUUAUGUACUUGUUUUACUUUUUGUUGUUUUUGUUUUUCCUGUAGUCUCAAGGCUGAGUUUUACCUACUGUAGAUGUCUGCAUUUAUGGCUCCUAAACCCCCAUCGCCCCAUUUGUGAAUUGUGACACAACCUCCCCAACUCCCGUUUCACUCAUUGAAAAUGAUUGCUUUUGGUUUGUACCAUUUUAAUUUCUCACUUAGCAUAAAAAAGCAGGUUUUUGCUACAACCAUGAACUGUUUCUAAGCAUUCUAAGCAGUAAUGGGGCAAGUAAUUGGUUUUUUUUUUGUCUUGUCCCUAAUUUUAAAGCUGUCCUUAAUAAACUAUUAUAAGUAGUUUUUGCAGUAUGAAAUAAUUAUUCUUGACUAUUCCUUAUCCAUUUGUUUUUACACCAGCCCAUUUGUUUAAGUGUUCUACUUUGUAAUGCUUUACUAGAGCACUAUACCAGAAUGUAGCCAUUACACCAGCUGUUUCUGUUCUUGUGUAUUCACAAAACGGUGGAUUUUACAAGCCAUCACUCAGUUUGAAUUUCAUCUCCCAAUGAUUCUGCUUAUGACACAGAAGUGUAUUCUUAGAUGACAAUCAUGCUAACUUCACUAUGAAUGUUUUGAAGAGGCAGAGCAUGCUUACAAACUGACUGGUGCCCAUUGAUGACAUUUCUUUUGUUGAACUGUGAUAACUUUGUUUUCCCUCUUAUGUAACAGCUGAGUCAAUAAACGGUACCCUCCCUUCAAAAACAGAAAUGUAGUCUAUGAAAUGAGUACUUCACUGUUAGUACCUAGUAAACAGACAGCCAUUUAAUGGGUAUCUUGUUGGCAGUUGGCAGCACUUUGAUUUUGCACCUUGAUGUCCCUUUUACAAAGAUGGCCAGAGUUUAUGAUUUGGAGUGGCACUUCAGUAGCCCUUAAUUCUAUAGAAUGUAAGGGACAAUGGGAACUGCCCAGUGUAACGGUAGACCUGGGAAUCAGUAGGAAGUAUAGAGUAGCUGAUUGGCUGCAGACCUGCCGGAGUAUGGAGAGCAUUGCCUAACAUGCCUCAGACGUGUAAGGUGCUAUCUCUGCUGCUGGAUUUGAGCAGGACAAGAAAAGCAACCUCAUGAAGAACAGGUACAGCACAGGCCCCUUUCUCCGCUUCAAUUCUGAGUGAGCUUUAAGAAAUUGUUUUGUAGUUCUUGCUUUGAGAGUUAUGAAAUGAGUGAAUAUAUCAGGAAUGUGGAGUGUUGUCUUUUUUGCUAUGGAAUCUUUUUAAAGAUCAAAAACAACAGCUCACCGUGUAACACUGAUCUCAUUCCUGUAAAGUGAUUGAAAUUCUCAAAAUAAAGGUUGCUUCUCUUUGUC